Messenger RNA from Nelumbo nucifera (sacred lotus), 2890 nucleotides. RefSeq names its product endoplasmin homolog. The record is from RefSeq and is a predicted model, not a curated record. Gene Ontology annotation, molecular function: ATP-dependent protein folding chaperone; ATP hydrolysis activity; ATP binding. NCBI's taxonomy places the organism in Eukaryota, Viridiplantae, Streptophyta, Magnoliopsida, Proteales, Nelumbonaceae. Gene Ontology annotation, biological process: protein folding.
AUCGGAAGUAGACAGAAAUGCUAGCUACCCAUAACUGAUUCAGAGUGGCUUUGCUGCUGUAAACCUCGAGAACGAUCAACGAUGAGGAAGUGGAUGAUCCCUUCCGCCUUGCUUCUCUUACUGCUCCUUUCUCUUCUACCAGAUCAAGGACACAAGAUACAUGCUAACGCGGAGGAAAGUGAAGAUCUUGUUGAUCCUCCAAAGGUAGAAGAAAAGAUUGGUGCCGUUCCUAAGGGAUUAUCUACUGAUUCGGAUGUUGCCAGGAGGGAAGCAGAAUCAAUCUCGAAAAGAUCUCUCCGCAGUAAUGCGGAGAAGUUUGAAUUUCAGGCUGAGGUUUCUCGGCUCAUGGAUAUACUUGUCAACUCUCUUUAUAGCAACAAAGACAUUUUCUUGAGGGAGCUAAUCUCUAAUGCUUCUGAUGCAUUGGAUAAAAUCAGAUUCCUUUCUCUCACCAAUAAGGAGAUUUUGGGUGAAGGUGAUAAUACAAAGCUCGAAAUCCAGAUUAAUUUGGAUAAGGAAAAGAAAGUGCUAUCUAUCCGUGACAGAGGUAUAGGAAUGACGAGGGAAGAUUUGAUCAAGAACCUGGGAACCAUUGCAAAAUCUGGGACUUCAGCUUUUGUGGAGAAAAUGCACAGUGGAGGUGACCUUAACCUCAUUGGGCAGUUUGGAGUUGGGUUUUACUCUGUGUAUCUUGUUGCUGACUAUGUUGAAGUCAUCAGCAAACAUAAUGAUGACAAACAGUAUAUAUGGGAGUCCAAGGCUGACGGGUCAUUUGCAAUUUCUGAAGAUGUAUGGAAUGAACCACUUGGACGUGGAACUGAGAUCAGAUUGCAUCUUAGAGAGGAAGCUGGGGAAUAUUUGGAGGAAUUUAAAUUAAAAGAGUUGGUGAAGAAAUAUUCUGAAUUCAUCAACUUCCCCAUAUAUAUUUGGGCAAGCAAAGAGGUGGAGGUGGAAACUCCUGUAGACGAAGAUGAAUCUAGCGAAGAAGAGGAAACAUCUGAAAGCAGCUCGGAGGAGGAGGAACAAGUGGAUGAAGAAGAUGCUGAAACUAAGCCAAAGACAAAGAAGGUGAAGGAUACAACUUAUGAAUGGGAGAUUUUGAAUGACGUGAAGGCCAUAUGGCUACGAAGUCCAAAGGAAGUGACUGAUGAUGAAUACAACAAAUUCUAUCACUCCCUUGCUAAGGAUUUCAGUGAUGAAAAGCCCUUAGCUUGGAGUCACUUUACUGCAGAAGGUGAUGUAGAGUUCAAAGCUGUUUUAUUUGUCCCUCCCAAGGCUCCUCAUGAUCUAUAUGAGAGUUACUAUAAUGCCCGCAAAACAUAUGUGAAAUUAUAUGUCAGGCGUGUCUUCAUUUCGGAUGAGUUUGAUGAAUUUCUACCCAAGUAUCUAAACUUCCUAAGGGGUCUUGUUGAUUCUGACACCUUACCACUGAAUGUAUCACGAGAAAUGCUUCAGCAGCACAGUAGCCUAAAGACAAUAAAAAAGAAACUCAUUCGCAAGGCCCUUGAUAUGAUCCGAAAGAUCGCUGAUGAGGAUCCUGAUGAGUCUAACAAUAAAGAAGAUAAAGAUGCUGAGAAGGCCAGUGAUGACAAUGAAAAGAAGGGUCAGUAUGUCAAAUUCUGGAAUGAGUUUGGCAAGUCCAUAAAACUUGGUAUUGUUGAGGAUGCAUCUAACAGAAACCGCCUGGCUAAGCUUCUCAGAUUUGAAAGUACCAAGUCAGGUGGCAAGUUAACCUCACUUGAUCAGUACAUCUCAAGAAUGAAACCGGGACAGAAGGACAUCCUUUACAUAACAGGGACCAGCAAGGAACAAUUGGAAAAAUCACCAUUCCUUGAAAGGCUCACAAAGAAAAACUACGAGGUUAUUUUGUUCACAGAUCCCGUGGAUGAGUACCUCAUGCAAUACUUGAUGGACUAUGAAGACAAGAAAUUCCAGAAUGUCUCAAAGGAGGGGCUGAAACUUGGUAAGGAGUCCAAGGACAAGGAACUCAAGGAGUCAUUCAAGGAGCUGACUAAGUGGUGGAAGGGUGCUCUCACCAGUGAAAAUGUGGAUGAUGUGAAGAUAAGCAACCGUUUAGAUAACUCCCCUUGUGUGGUGGUGACAUCUAAGUAUGGUUGGAGUGCAAACAUGGAAAGGAUCAUGCAGUCACAGAGUCUGUCAGAUCACAGAAAACAGGCAUACAUGCGUGGCAAGAGGGUUCUUGAGAUCAACCCAAGGCACCCGAUCAUCAAGGAGCUUCGGGAAAGAGUUGUGAAGGAUCCAGAGGAUAACAGUGUAAAGCAGACGGCACGCCUUAUCUACCAAACUUCACUUAUGGAGAGCGGUUUCAUGCUUGAUGACCCCAAGGAUUUUGCCUCCCGUAUCUAUGACUCAGUUAAGACAAGCUUGAACAUCAGUCCGGAUGCUUCUGUGGAAGAGGAAGAUGAUGCAGAAGAGGCGGAAGCUGAGUCUGACACCAAGGAAGCUGCAGCUACUACAAAAAGCAAUGCAGAGGGAACCUCUAAAGAUGACGCGGACGAAGAACCUUCUUCUGUCAAGGAUGAGUUAUAAGAUCGAUCAUCUCAAGGAUGGUGGCCUUUCUCCUUGAUAUUUUAUGGGAUUUCUAUCCCAUCCCACCCUUCUGCUCACAACAGAAUGGUGGAAGGAAACGGUGGGGAUGGGCUUAAAACUAAUGUAAGCAUCACAGUCAGUCUUUCUUUCUCUUCCUUUUGCAUCUAGUUAACUAGAAUUUACAGGAUAAUUAGCGUGACUAAUCCACGUAGGGCAGAGUUUGAGUUUUUCUCCUCUCGAAUCUUCUGUUCCGCUGCAUGUAAUGAACUUGUCUACACGCCAUUUUUUGUUAGAAAGUAAUUGAUUGAUUCUUCCUGCAAUCUAGCAGUUUGUCGCUUCA